UCGCAAACACAGUUAUUCACUAUUUACAUCAUGUAGGUGUAUGUUUCUAUUGUAUCAGUGUGUCACCAGUCGAAAAGAGAUCAUGGAAAUGUUUUGAGUGGAAGUGUGUUAUUGUCUUAAAAAAAGAAUAAUAUUCAAAUAUGUAGAUUCUUAAGGAUAUUUAAAACAACGGCCGUUUUGUGUACAGGUUUUGAACAUAGGAUGAUGCUGACUAUGUGACGUAUAUGACCAAACAUGGUCCGCCACCGCUUUCCGUGGUGUUUGGAGUCUACAUGUCCAUCUGUCAUCGCUACUUUGACUUUAGGCUUAUUGAUUCCAAAUGUAUUGUCACAAACAAAUUUUGAAUCUAGACCUCUUUGGGGAACUGGUAGAGGCCGGCCAGCGGGAAAAACGUGUCUCAAUUAUUGUCAACUAUUGCCAAUAUGUAACCACGGAAAGUGUUUUCUCGACCAGUCUUCCUGUGAUGUGAUCUGUGCUUGCGAGGAAGGAUAUACAGGAAAGUGGUGUAAAGAACAAGCGACUAAGGUGGGACCUCGGACUGGCAAUAACACACAACCAGUUCCCCCUAUAGGGAAACCAUGGGAAUCUCCAGCACAUUCCGCACCUAAAGGUCCAACGAAGCGACCAUUGAUGAUAUUAGGGACAUUCAGACCACGGAAUGGAAACAAAAAGAGUCCUCCGUUCAUAUUUCCUAUGAUGCCAGCUAAUCCGCCAUCAAACAAACAACCACAACGUAGUGACGAUAUAGCAGAAAGGGAGGAAACAAAGGCGAUUAAUAACUCUUCAAAUAAUGUUAAAUCGAACGCUAGACAACUUGUCUUACCAAACAGCACUACUAUGACAAUCAUACGUACAAAGUUGGAAGAUAUGGACAAUGUAACGAGCAUUGAUAUUGAAUCUGCCAACUCCGCAAUAAAGGAGCUGCCUAACAAAGACACAAUCCCAACCACUAGUGUUGACGAACUCGUUCAUCCAACAGAAUCCGUGAUUACCUCACCCGGGACGCUGGACAGUACUCAAGGAGAAGUUUUGUCUACUGUUGAACCAAUGUCAUCACAAAGGGUUUGUGAGGAGUCUUGUCACACUGGCAAGUGUUUAUUUAACGGCGGGGAAUACAGAUGUGUUAAGGAGUCAGCACCGAUUAUCAUGGCGACCAUUGAGAACGCCUCGAUGGCGGCGAGAGGAGAGUGCGGUAAAGGCUUUAAGUGUAGACAUGGCGUCUGUGACCCUGAUCAACUCCGCAAGGGACGGAUUAAGUGUAUCUGUGACAAGGGGUGGAUUGGUACUCUGUGUGAGCAUGCCUGUGAACUGGACUGCGGGGAGCAUGGUAUGUGUGGCCAUCCGGACAAAAACAAAACCUCCAUGGUGUGUUUGUGCAAUACUGGCUACGAUGGAGACAGAUGUCAGGAUGUAAAAAUCCUUCCAGAGUUCAACAAAGAUGUGGAGGACCCUUCUGUACAUAUCUACGUGAUAGGUUUUACAAUCGGGUUCGUCGUCUUCUUCACGCUCAUCCUUAUUCUCAUCACCUAUUGCUUGUGGCGUCGGCGAUUCGUCUUCAUUAUGAAGAUCGUACACUAUUUUCAACACUAUGAGGAAAAUGAUGGACAAAUCUAUGACGCAUUCGUUUCCUACAAAUCUUCCAAAGAGGACGAACAUUUCGUUCUUACAAAGCUUUACCCAAAGCUGGAGAUGGAAUUGGGAUUCAAGAUGUGCAUGCAUUUCCGAGACUUUACGCCUGGUGAAGCUAUCGCCAACAAUAUAAUUUCGGCCAUAGAGAGGAGCCGCCGAACUAUCAUGAUCCUUUCUCCCAACUACAUCAAUAGUGAGUGGUGCCGUAUGGAGUACCAGAAGGCUCAGCACGAAAUGCUCAAGAUGCGACACAAAAUCAUACCAAUAGUUCUAGAGGACGUAUCCAAGUGUAAGACAAUGGACAAAAACCUUAAGACAAUUCUUAGUACUGUGACAUACAUAGAAUGGCCAGGUGAAGAGGAUCCUAAAAAGCUAGAGAAAUUCUGGAAAAAAAUCGAACUUUCGUUACCAAAGAAACGUUCUGGUGAACACUCACCAUCCAAUAGCGUCGAAUCAACGUCGACUAGCUCCUCUACAACGUCCAAUGACAUUGACGUGUCAAAGAGUAGUUCAGAAGAUCCCGCGUCUAACACCAUACUUUCUACGAUAACAGAUUCUGUUAGCAUUACUAUGGACAAGUGUGAUCCGAAGAAGUCUUCACAACAAGGCAGUGAUACGCCUGGCAAAGCGCGGAGUGAAACAAGGCUGAAGAAAAUGAAAGAUGUGUUAAAAUUGAAAAUAAACAAUAACAACAAUCGUGCAUUAUGUCGUGAAAUAUCUAUAGAAUCGAACAUAUCGACCCCGGUCUCCUCCACUCCAUCGCCGGGUUUCUUUGGAGGGAAGGACUCAACACCACUAUUGUCAAAGAAGUUGCUCAACUGUAAACAGAUCAAUAAAAGUAGCGCUAAGUCAUCUACGUGGUCACAUAGGAACCACAAUAGGGGUCGCAAGAACUCCCAGACACAGUCGCAAUCCUUCACAGAGAAGGACGUCAACCGCCCAUGUCUGGACGUGAUCCCACAAACACCUACUAGUCCUUCUCCUAACGAUGUGGACCUUCCAGACGUAUGUCGCACGGCUGGAUAUUACAACAUUGUGUGUGGGGAGAAGACCUCUCCCUCAACCGAGAACGAUUUUGCGGGUAUGCAACAAUGUCCAACAUGUAUUCUCCGCAAGGAUGACGUGGAUGCUAACUCUACCAUAAACUCACUUGCUGAACAGGUAAAAGGACAACAACAAAAUAAUUUAGGGAACCCGACUGGCUUGAAUAUUAGUUUGGAUCAUAUACGGUCUCCGUACCCAACAAGUGUGUAUAGUUAUGACAAUACAGGUGAAAGUGUUGACGUCACAAAUACAUCAGUGACGUCAAAAGUGAUUACAAAAUGUUCUACAUGUGCACUCAGGGUCAACGUUGACAAUGUUUAUCAGGAACGAGAAACACAGUUCACCUCGGAUUUAAACACUGAUGAUUCUCUUUCUUCUGGAGAAAGAAGAAAUAAUACAAAUUUCAUCAAAGACGUUAAUUGUGAAUCGGAUGAAAAAAUAUCAAAUAUCCAACCAAACGAAAAUCCAUUACUCAACGUUUUGCACCUCCCAAUUCAGGGUCGUUAUAUUCCUAACUUUCAUGUCAAUAAUGCAUUUAUAGAGAACGAAGAGAACAAACCUCCUAUUCCCAUCCCACCAAUACGUGUUAAAAAGUUACAACGACAGAACUCCAGAGAAAACUUGUAACGAUUGUCAUUUAUCCAUGCUUACUUAUUUAUACAAUCAUCCAGUUUGUGUCACAUAAGAAUGGGAUAUUUUUUAAAAGUAAAAAGUAGACGUGUAUUUUUUAAGGAAAUUAAGAACACACAUUCAAUUAGUUGUAAAUUUCUGAUUUUGCUCUUCAAUUGAGAACAUUUCUUUAUAUGAUAAUGAAGAAAAAAAUCCCCUUUCUGCUCAAAUGUGUUAAACAUUGUAAGUCCCGUUUGUUUUCCGAUGUUUUAUAUCAUACAUGUUCUUCACUGUUACCCGUGCCUCGGUCGAUUACUCACUGAUGUUUACCUUUGUAAAUACGACCGCAGUCGAUGCGCACACUGAUGAUUGUUACUCUUGUUUGUCAAUACGACCUCUAUCAUAUACACAAUGAUGGCUGUCGGUACAACCUCUGUCAUAUACACAAUGAUGGCUUUCGGUACAACCUCUGUCAUAUACACAAUGAUGGCUGUCAAUAAGACCUCGGACAUAUACAAAAUGAUGGCUUUCGGUACAACCUCUGUCAUAUACACAAUGAUGGCUGUCGGUACAACCUCUGUCAUAUACACAAUGAUGGCUGUCAAUAUGACCUCAGUCAUAUACCCAUUGUUGGCUGUCAAUAUGACCUCGGUCAUAUAUAAAAUGAUGGCUGUCAAUAUGACCUCUGUUAUAUAUAAAAUGGUGGUUGUCAAUGUGACCUCAGUCAUAUACACUAUGAUUGCUUUCAAUAUGACCACGUUCAUAUACACUAUGAUUGCUUUCAAUAUGACCUCGGUCAUAUAAACGAUGAUGGCUGUCAAUAUGACCUCGGUCAUAUACGAAAUUAAUGGCUGUCAAUAUGACCUCGGUCAUUUACACAACGAUAGCUAUCAAUAUGACCUCGGUCGUAUACAAAAUGAUGGCUGUCAAUAUGACCUCGGUCAUCUACACAACGAUAGCUGUCAAUAUGACCUCGGUCAUAUAC
This is a messenger RNA of Mizuhopecten yessoensis (Yesso scallop), 4267 nucleotides long. RefSeq lists its product as uncharacterized. The transcript is spliced from 4 exons. The record is from RefSeq and is a predicted model, not a curated record. Gene Ontology annotation, biological process: toll-like receptor signaling pathway; immune response. Lineage: Eukaryota; Metazoa; Mollusca; Bivalvia; Pectinida; Pectinidae. Gene Ontology annotation, molecular function: transmembrane signaling receptor activity. Bases 235 to 3300 code for a protein of 1021 amino acids. Gene Ontology annotation, cellular component: membrane.